AUGCUGAACACAACAUUGACGUUGGAUCGAACAUUUCCGGGGCCCGGACCCAACGCUCUAAUAGACUCCGACUCCAUGCCGUCACUCCAACGCAGUGGCACAGAAGAUGGCAACCUGCGCGGAGCCCGUGCCGCGGUGACUGAGGCCCGAAUCAAGAUGCGCAUCCCCUGCGAUGGCACGGGUUGCAGGUGUCGCAGUGGUUGCAAGACUGCGACAUGCAAAUGUCGCAAAUCCGAAAUGGAAUGCAGGCCGGACUGCAAAUGUUUCGGACCGGACCACGAUUGCUUCAAAUGCGAAAAUCCGUACAACAACCUCCUGGAUCUGUUUGGAGGCGAGUGCACUAGCCGAUCGCUCUUCUCCGACGCAAUCCACAAGUAUACCGGACAUACACCGAACGCUUGUUUCAAGCUUUGGCUGAAGCAGAGGAGCAACCUGGAGAACGGGGUCGUUGACAUUGAGAAAUUGGAAGAGAAGAUAUCCGCCGACUGCGAUGCAUUUAAGCAGGAUGUAGAACUUCGAGCAUGGCGAGACGAGAGGAACCGAAUUGAGGAGGGACUCGCACAUGAGAACGUAGAUGGGAACGAGAUUGAGGAAGACCUCGCACAUGACGACGAUGAUGAGUAUGACGAAGAGUAUCUAGAGUGGUGCGAGGAAUACAACAUGCAGCUCCUGCGGGUAUAUGCUCUCUCCACCUCCAGACCCCGUGGAGAAGCAGCAGAGGUCACGGACGACAACGUGCCCCACAUCUGGUCGUUCUGCUGCGAUCGCUGGGUCGAUGCCAACAGAAUCCGACACUGCGAGGACUGUGACAACUGCUUCGAGGACGCCUGGCACUGUGCUCGCUGCAAAAAGUGCGUGGUUGGAAGGAAGCUUGCAUGUAUGGAGUGCGGAGGCGUGCCGAGAGCCGGCAUCGAUGAACAAGCUGCAAGCAAGGCUCAUACUGCGAAGCCUGCGAACGGUCGAGUCCCGAAGCGUCCGCGGAAGUCAACCGUGAAGGAGAGGCAGAUGACCGAGGCGUCCGUCUAUGCGCCAGAUGGCAUCGAGAAGUGCACAUGCGACUGCGAGGAUUCUUGCAAGACGGCCAAAUGCAUCUGCCGUGAAUGGGGAGGCGGCUGCAAAGCUGGUUGUUCGUGUCGAAAUGCGGACGCCCAGGACUCAAGUGCUGCUGUCUUGCCCAGCGGAUCGAGCUUCAACUGCUGGAACCCUUUCAACACCGUACUGCCAAAGUUCUUCGGAGACGGACACGAUCAAUGGAUGGCGAAUCCGUGCUUCACCCACUUCAUCAACCGAGCUUCCCCCAAAGCUUUCAAUCUCACCACCGGUGGUCUCGAGAAACUCCUACUGAAGGACAAGCUGCCAUUCGAGAUCUUCACACCGGAUGAGCUCGCAGCGUGGAACACCAAGCUCCCCUCACUCCCAGCCGGAUCCCAAGAGCGAGCAAACCACAUGCAAUGGUUCUUCCGCCACGUGCUCGGCGAGAAAUGUGAUCCGAGUGGCUCCAAACACGGCGCAUGGUGGAGAUGGUCUUUCUGCAUCGAUGGCUGGAACGAGGGCGGGAAUCAUCAUCACUGUACCGAAUGUGGAGAAUGCGCUUAUACCAAGCACGUGUGGCAUUGCACCGUCUGCAACAAGUGCAGAGACAACAUCUUCCAGCCGUGUAAGAAGUGCGGUGGAGUAUCGAAUAUGUAUGAGAUGGGGGUUGAGAAGCCGUGGUUGAUGGACUGA
Molecule: messenger RNA, 1725 nt
Organism: Fulvia fulva
Lineage: Eukaryota; Fungi; Ascomycota; Dothideomycetes; Mycosphaerellales; Mycosphaerellaceae
Exons: 3
Coding region: 1-1725 (574 amino acids)
Source: RefSeq, a predicted model, not a curated record